CAAAGAACACUCUCCCACUCUUCAAGAUUCCCCAAGAAAUCCUCCAAUCUCACCGCCACCGCCACCGCCACCACCAUCUUCCCCAGUAGCUCCGCCGCACGAUCAUCUCUCACCGCCACUUGCAAUCCACAAGAACCUCCCCCAUCUCUGUAAUCCACAGGCACCCACGCACGCACGGGAGUGAUGUUGCUUCGAAUCCGUUCCAGAGACGGCCUGGAGCGUCUCAAGGUGGACGACCCGCAGGCCACCGUCGCCCACCUCAAGUCCCUGAUCCAAUCCCACCUCCAGAUCCCCGUCCAGACCCAGACCCUCUCCACCAACCAGAACCUCCUCCUCGCCAAGACCCGCGACGAUCUCGCCCAGUUCACCGACAUGUCCGCCCCCCACGCCCCGCUGUCCUCCCUCGGCAUCGCCCACGGCUCCAUCGUCUUCGUCCACUACGACGGCGAGCGCAGCGUCUCCCGCCCCGCCGCCUUCUGCCCCGCCGGCUCCUUCGGCCGCAAGAUGACCAUGGACGACCUGAUCGCCCGGCAGAUGCGGGUCUCCCGCCAGGAGUCCCCACACUGCGAGCUCGUCUCGUUCGACCGCGACGCCGCCAACGCGUUCCAGCACUACGUCAACGAGACCCUCGCCUUCGCGGCGAAGCGGGGCGGGUUCAUGUACGGGACGGUGUCCGAGGAGGGGAAGGUCGAGGUGGACUUCAUCUACGAGCCGCCGCAGCAGGGGACGGAGGAGAACUUGCUGUUCCUCAGGGACCCGGAUGAGGAGAGGCUGGUGGAGGCCAUCGCCGUCGGGCUGGGGAUGAGGAGGGUCGGGUUUAUCUUCAGCCAGACCGUGAGUCAGGACAAGAAGGAUUACACUUUGUCGAAUCGGGAGGUCUUGCAGGCGGUGGGGUAUCACGCGGAGAGCGGGCUGAAGGAGUGGGUGACCGCCUUAGUGAAGCUGGAGGUGAACGAGGAUGGUGGGGCUGAUGUCCAUUUUGAGGCUUUUCAGAUGAGUGACAUGUGCAUUAGGCUGUGGAAGGAAGGGUGGUUCGAGACCGAGAUCGGUGAGGACGCCGAUCCGAAGCUCUCGAGGAUGAAGAAGGAUGUGAUGGUGGGAGUCAAGGAUACUAGGGAGGUGGAUAACGAUUUCUUCUUGGUGGUUGUCAAGAUUUCCGAUCAUCAGGGUCCACUUUCAUCAACAUUUCCUGUUGAGAACCGGAAUGUUCCCGUGACAACCAGGGCGCUGAAGAAUCAUCUGGACCGCACAAAAUCUCUUCCAUUCGUGAAGCGGAUAUCAGACUUCCAUUUGCUUCUUCUACUCGCCAGAUUCUUGGACAUAAGUGCCGAUGUCCCUGCUCUGGCGGAGUGCGUGAGCAAACAGGGAACUGUUCCAGAUGGCUAUAAGCUACUCAUCGAGUCCGUGGCCAGCAGUUCGUGAUGCCCGUGAUCGUGUGCAUUUUCAACAGAGCAAUUACUGCAUCAGCAGUUAAUCUGAAAGUUCCUCUUUCAUCUUCUGAUGCAAUGCAUGGCCGAAACUGUAAAAUGUCUCCGAUUUGAAAAGUUCUUUCUAGGUCGAAGAACAGGUAAAAUGCACUCGCUGUUUAUAUGCAUCCUUGGUACAAGUUUUGCAUCAAACUAAAUGGUUCGAUUUGUGCGUCGAUUUAAAGGGAGCAAGGAAGUGGCGUUUAGUGA
Messenger RNA from Syzygium oleosum, 1676 nucleotides. RefSeq names its product NPL4-like protein 2. The record is from RefSeq and is a predicted model, not a curated record. Gene Ontology annotation, cellular component: nucleus. Gene Ontology annotation, molecular function: ubiquitin protein ligase binding; ubiquitin binding. Bases 184 to 1422 code for a protein of 412 amino acids. NCBI's taxonomy places the organism in Eukaryota, Viridiplantae, Streptophyta, Magnoliopsida, Myrtales, Myrtaceae. Gene Ontology annotation, biological process: ubiquitin-dependent protein catabolic process. The transcript is spliced from 2 exons.